AUGAAAAGAUGGCGAUCACUGCUCGAACCUGCCAAAAAUGGUAAUUUGGCGCUCGCCAGAAGAAUCUUGGCGGAGUCGAGUGGCACUCUGAAUGUACGCGAUGACCUGGACAUGACACCCUUACACUAUGCAUGUAAGAACGGGUAUGUGGAGAUGGUCCGGCUCUUCCUCGAUCACGACGCCGAAAUGGAAGCCAUGGACUGUAAAAGAAUGCGACCAUUGCACUUGGCCUGCAAACAUGACAAAUUGGAGGUUGUUCGUCUCCUACUAGACAGAGGUGCUGAUAUGGAAGCCCAGACCGAGACAAAGAUGAAGCCAUUGGACAUUGCAUGCAACAACUCUGAGGAUUUUUCGUGUCGACAUCUAAACUUGGCAGUGGCUGCGCUCUUGUUAGACAGAGGUGCUGAUACCAAGGCGACGUGUCUCAGUGGAUGGGCCCCAUUGCACUACGCGAGUAGCAAAGGCGACACGGAAAUUGCUACACUGUUGCUGAAAAAAGGCGCAAGCGUGAAUGCAAAGACUCAUAGAGGGGACACGCCUUUGCAUAUUGCGUGUAAGCGAGGUAAAUUGGAAGUGGCUCGAUUGCUGCUGGAUUGGGACGCGGACAUGGAAGCGGAGGAUAAAGGAUCUUCUACACCACUCCAUGGUGCGUGUCGAUUUUUUCGGCCAGACGUGGCUCACCUUCUGUUGAGUCGUGGUGCCAAUAAGGAAGCAAAGGACGAAGCAGGGUAUUCACCGUUACAUGUUGCUUGUUCAUGCGGACACGUGGGAACGGCUCGGGUCUUGUUGAAUAGGGGCGCGAAUGUCGAAGCAGUACAAUGUGCCGGCCGAACACCAUUGCAUCUUUCUUGUCAAAACGGUAGAUUGGACGUUGCCCGUUUGCUUCUAGAUCGAAAUGCCAACAUUGACCUGAUGGAUGAAAUGAAAAAGACAUCUCUGGAGCUUGCAUGCGAGAACGAACAUGUGGAAAUUGUUUGGCUGCUGGUUCGUCGAUUUCCGUGGAUACUGUUAAAAAUUGUUCAAGAUUAA
Molecule: messenger RNA, 1029 nt
Organism: Cylindrotheca closterium
Lineage: Eukaryota; Bacillariophyta; Bacillariophyceae; Bacillariales; Bacillariaceae
Source: the annotation of a GenBank genome assembly